Molecule: messenger RNA, 1764 nt
Organism: Myripristis murdjan (pinecone soldierfish)
Lineage: Eukaryota; Metazoa; Chordata; Actinopteri; Holocentriformes; Holocentridae
Gene: fgb
Product: fibrinogen beta chain
Exons: 14
Coding region: 63-1553 (496 amino acids)
Biological process (GO): protein polymerization; positive regulation of heterotypic cell-cell adhesion; platelet aggregation
Cellular component (GO): fibrinogen complex
Molecular function (GO): signaling receptor binding; extracellular matrix structural constituent; protein-macromolecule adaptor activity
Source: RefSeq, a predicted model, not a curated record
UUUGGAGAGGGGAAAUUCAUCCAGGACAUUUUCAGGAGGUUUAACAUUACCGGCAGUGGAAGAUGAGGACGCUGCUGCUGCUGUGUCUGUGUGUCUACGUCGCCUGGGCUGGAAGUUUCGAUUAUGACGAUUAUGACUCGGCCACCAAAAGCCCAGCGGUCGCAAAAGCUCCAGCGGUAAAACCAACAGUAGCUGCCCGUGGACACCGUCCUUUGUCAAGGGGUCAUGACUCCUACAGACCCAAUCGCUAUUCCCCUCCUCCCAUCAACACCGGCGGCAGGUACCGCGGCCGACCCAGCACCACUGUGCCAGAUAAGGGACGACAGGAGCAGGAGAAGGAGGAGCAGCCGGAGGCCGGGGGAUGCACACACGCUUCUGAGCAGAUGGGUGUUUUGUGUCCCACGGGCUGCGAGCUGAAAACCGCACUGGUCAAGCAAGAGAGGAACGUCAAGGGGGCUGUGGACCAGCUCAAGUCUCAGGUGAACGAUCUGUCCCGGUCCACCAACAACGUCUACAACUACGUCGACCACAUGUCCAACUCCCUGAGAGAGAGGCAGAGAGUCAUCAACGAAAACAACAGGGUGGUGAACCAGUACACGAACAACGUCGAGGAACAGCACGCCUACAUCAAGGAGACAGUCGAUACAGUCUUCCCCUCCAACAUCAGAGUGCUGCAGGGAGUCGUGGACAAGAUCAGGCUGAAGAUCCAGAAGCUGGAGAAGGCGAUCCUGGCCCAGAAUGAGGGCUGCAAGGAGCCAUGCAGCACCACAUGUCCCAUACCGGUGGUCUCUGGUAAGGAGUGUGAGGACAUCUUCCGUCGUGGAGGAAGAGAUUCCCAGAUGUACAUGAUCCAGCCCGACGCCUUCUACCCUCCAUACAAGGUCUUCUGUGACCAGACCACCGAGAAGGGAGGAUGGCUUGUUAUCCAAAACAGGCUGGAUGGCAGCGUGGACUUUGGCCGUCGCUGGGACGACUAUCGCCGGGGAUUCGGCAACAUCGGCUUCGACGUGGGCAAGGGUCACUGCGAGACUCCCGGUGAAUACUGGCUGGGUAAUGACCGCAUCAGCCAGAUCACCAAGAUGGGCCCCACAGAGCUCCUCAUUGAGAUGGAGGACUGGACAGGAACCAAGGUCCAUGCUCAGUACCAGCAGUUCACUCUCCAGUCAGAAACGUCCAACUACAUACUGGCGGUGGAUGCUUACUCUGGUACUGCAGGCAACGCUUUCAUGGAAGGGUCUAAUGAGCUGUUUGGUGAAAACCGCACCAUGACCAUACACAACGGCAUGAUGUUCAGCACCUACGACAGAGACAACGACAACUGGAACCCCGGCGAUCCUUCCAAACAGUGCUCAAAGGAGGACGGCGGUGGCUGGUGGUACAACCGUUGCCACUCAGCCAAUCCCAACGGCCGAUACUACAUAGGCGGGUCAUACACACGACACAUGGCCAAGCACGGCACAGAUGAUGGUGUGGUGUGGAUGAACUGGAAGGGGAGCUGGUAUUCCCUGAAGGCCAUCAGCAUGAAGAUCAGGCCUUUUUUCCCCUCCAAAUAGGCCAGCAUGUAGCAGGCACACUUACACACACACACAUACAUAGCACAUAGUAACUGACAAAAUAAAAGAAAAGCUAAUGUAAAGUGUCAUAACUGAGUCCACGGCAACAAGCGAGUUUUUGAACUCAGCUGGGGGGAUGACAUGCCCUAAACAUGAUGGAAUAUUAAUUUUGCUAUCAUCCUAGGAACUAACACCUGCUGUCAGUGUUUGC